Messenger RNA from Engraulis encrasicolus (European anchovy), 2850 nucleotides. It is a transcript of the gene bbs7, whose product is annotated as Bardet-Biedl syndrome 7. Gene Ontology annotation, cellular component: ciliary basal body; membrane; BBSome. The coding region runs from base 481 to 2631 and encodes 716 amino acids. The transcript is spliced from 19 exons. The record is from RefSeq and is a predicted model, not a curated record. NCBI's taxonomy places the organism in Eukaryota, Metazoa, Chordata, Actinopteri, Clupeiformes, Engraulidae. Gene Ontology annotation, biological process: intracellular protein localization; intracellular transport; non-motile cilium assembly. Gene Ontology annotation, molecular function: protein binding.
GGAUGGCCUUUUUAGCUUAUGGUAGCAUACAAGCUAGAGCUAGUAGCCGUGUUGUGCUGUGAGAUGCCUAUCAACAACCAAGUCUCGCCUCCAUUAAUUGCGAUGCAUACUAGCUCAGCAGACAGAUGACCGUACGGCGUGUUGUUGUUGACCAUAUUGCCUACGGAAAUGUGAUGUCUUUUACAUCAUUAUCGUGCCGAGCAGACUCCAGAUGGCUGUGAAGUGACAGGCUAACAAGGCAGCCCACGUUAGCCGAUGUAAACUGGAUUAGAAACUGGCAACCAGCUAAUCACGGUGUUAAUCCACAGUCCAGAAGAUGUGCUUUUCGAGUCAAGCAAGAUGCGGUGAAUGACUGUAAAACCCCGUUGGUUUUCUACUAAAGUUAGCCCUGGUAUCAAUAGUUAAUGUGUAGAGCAAGACGCGACAUUUUCAGGGCAGCAUUUCACCGAGUUGACUAGCAGGACUCGUCGUUCUCCAAAGAUGGAACUAAACCUGAAUCAUGUUGACUACAUACAGGUUGGGGUGACGUCCCAGAAAACCAUGAAACUACUGCCUGCUGUUGGGCGCAAAGCGACGCAAAAGGUGGCAGUAGCAGACCAUGAUGGCAUACUGACGUGUUUUGGGAUGAAAAAGGGAGAGGCAGUGCCUGUGUUUAAAACACUGCCGGGCCAGAAGAUAUCCCGCCUGGAGCUCGGGGGAGCGCAGGGAACGCCACAGGAGAAGAUCUUUGUGUCGUGUGGCUCUGAAGUCCGAGGCUUCACCAAGAAGGGAAAGCAGUUCCUGUCGUUCGAAGCCAACCUGACAGAGACCAUCAAUGCCAUGCAUGUUUCGGGAGCUGACCUUUUCGUGUGUGCCAGCUACAUCUACAACCACUACAAUGACUGUAAGGAUCAGCAUUACUACCUGUCUGGGGACAAAAUCAAUGACAUCGUGUGCUUGCCUGUGGAGACUGUGGGCCGCACAGUGCCUGUUCUAGCCUGCCAAGACCGAGUGCUAAGAGUGCUACAGGGAUCUGAGCUUCUGUAUGACGUGGAAGUUCCUGGGCCCCCAUCAGUGCUGGAGCUGAACAACCAAGACGGAGGUAAAGAUGGGGAUGAAGUUCUCUAUGGGACGGCUGAUGGAAAACUUGGCCUGGUGCAGAUCAUGGACUCGUCUCCCGUUUUCAAAUGGGGAAUCAAUAAUGAGAAAAGGAAAGGAGGGAUACUGUGUAUGGACACGUAUGACAUCACGGGUGACGGGGUGAAGGACAUCCUGGUGGGAAGGGAUGAUGGGAGUGUGGAGGUCUACGUUAUCGACAGCUCUAACGAGCCUACGCUGCGCUUCGAACAUGUUCUGUCAGAAAGUGUCACGUCUAUCCAGGGAGGCUGUGUGGGCAAGGAGAACUAUGAUGAGGUCAUCACAACUACCUACACAGGCUGGGUGACUGGACUGACGACAGAGGCGCAGCAGAUGGACGCGGGGCCAGGGGAGGAGGUGAAGAUGAGCAAGGAGACUCAGGCCAAGGUGGCCGCCCUCAGGGCCGAGCUGGAGCAGCUGCAGGUGAAGGUCCUGCAGGGCCGUGAGAAGUACCAGCAGAGCUCCCAGUCCAGCACGGCCGUCUCCGCAGUGCCCGUAUUCAGCGUCAACGACAAGUUCACCCUGUGCCAGGACGACGCCAGCUACAGCCUCACCCUGGAGGUGCAGAGUGCCAUCGACAACCUGCUGCUACAGAGCGACGUUCCAAUCGAUUUGCUGGACGUAGACAAGAACUCCGCUGUUGUGAGCUUCAGCGAAUGUGACUCUGAGCAGCCUAAUGGCAAUUUCCUACUGGCCACGUACAGAUGCCAAGCAAACACCACAAGGCUGGAGCUGAAGGUGAGGUCCAUUGAGGGCCAGUAUGGGACCCUCCAGGCCUACAUCACCCCCCGCCUGCAGCCCAAGACGUGCCAGGUGCGCCAGUACCAGAUCAAGCCAUUAUCCCUCCACCAAAGAACACACUCCAUCAGCCAGGACAGGCCGAUGAACACGCUGAGCCUGGUGGGCCAGUUCAGUUUCGCGGAGAUGCACUCGUGGGUGGUGUUCUGCUUGCCGGAGGUGCCGGAGAAGACUCCCGCUGGGGACACCAUCAGCUUCACCUUCCAGAACACCUUCCUGGGCACAGAGCUGGAGGCCACGUACUGCAAAGGGGAGGCACACUUCAAAUCUGACAACAUCUCCACAAUAUCGAUACUGAAGGAUGUUUUAUCCAAAGAGGCCACAAAGAGGAAGAUUAACCUCAACAUAUCCUAUGAUAUCAAUGAGGAUUCAGUGUGCCAUACUCUGCAGAUGAUUCAUCCCAAGCUGGAAUACCAGCUGUUGUUGGCCAAAAAAGUGCAGCUUAUUGAUGCGCUAAAGGAACUGCAGGUCCAUGAGGGUAACGCUGAUUUCCUGAUUCCGGAGUACCGCAGUAUUCUAGACGAAGCUGCGCACCUUCAAGACGAGUAUAAAAAGCAACCUGCCCAUUUGGAAAGAUUAUAUGGUAUGAUAACGGACCUCUUCAUAGACAAAUUCAAGUUCAAAGGACAAAAUGUAAAAACAAAGGUUUCACUGUUACUGGAAAUUCUGGACAAUUACGAUCUGAAUUCUUUGAUGGAUUUUUUCAAUGAUGCUUGAUAUACACUUCAAAAUGUGUCAGUUUAUUUAUGGUUGUACUGUUUUGUCUGUAGAGAAGCCUUUGUAUGAGCCUUUGUAUACCUAUUAAACUUUCAAGACUGAAGAGAACUCGACACAAUUAUUUUCUGCAUUGCCUUUAUGGAAAUGGCCAUAUAUUCUACUUCCAUAUUUCCUGCAUCCAGCUGUUUUGAAACAAUGUAAUAAAUGAAAUUAAAUUUG